This is a messenger RNA of Seriola dumerili (greater amberjack), 4510 nucleotides long. RefSeq names its product cap methyltransferase 1 (gene cmtr1). Gene Ontology annotation, molecular function: methyltransferase cap1 activity; nucleic acid binding; protein binding. Lineage: Eukaryota; Metazoa; Chordata; Actinopteri; Carangiformes; Carangidae. Gene Ontology annotation, biological process: 7-methylguanosine mRNA capping. Gene Ontology annotation, cellular component: nucleus; cytoplasm. The transcript is spliced from 25 exons. The record is from RefSeq and is a predicted model, not a curated record. Bases 248 to 2725 code for a protein of 825 amino acids.
CCCCAGAAAGCUCUAAAAACAGAACGCGGGCUAAUGUAAACUUCGAAAACAGUCUAUUUAUAACCAAAGUUUCCUAGUAAAUAAAAGUCAAAGAAGUAAAUUUCGACAUAUAUGUGGAAUUAACGCUCUGUCGAUGCUGUCUCAUCACAGAAGAGUGAAGUUGUCCGUCUGAGCUGAUUGGCAUGGGCCGACUUUACCUAACUUUGAUAGCUGACCGCUGCUAGCUACAACAAAACCAAGAGCCAAAAUGAAGAGGAGAGCUGAAGCAACAGCCCUGCAGGGGACAAAGAGGCGUCGUGAUGAUAGCAGCUCAGAUGACGAGUCAGAACUAUCCAGACAAGACUCGAGCCAAAAUGACUCCCUCAGUGACCAGGAGCAACAGAGACCUGGGUUCUCCAUGUCCUCCAUGUCAUCCUUUGAUGCUGCAGAUGCAGAUACCCCCACACAGGCCGCCUCAAAAUUCUCUAUGUACAACAGUGUGUCACAAAAACUCAUGGCCAAGAUGGGUUUCCGUGAGGGCGAGGGUCUGGGGAAGUUUGGACAGGGACGCAAGGAGAUUGUGGAGGCCUCUACACAGCGAGGUAGAAGGGGUCUCGGCCUCACACUGCAGGGCUUCCAAGGGGAGCUCAAUGUCGACUGGCGUGAUGAACCAGAGCCCAGUGCUGUAGAGAAGGUAGACUGGUUCCCAGAAUGCACCACAGAGACCCCAGAUGCAGAUGAGCUGAGGGACUGGAUGACUCUGGGAGAUAGAAAACUCAAGAUUGAAGAUGAGACAGAGUUUUGCACUGAAGCUCUUCUGCACACCCUUCUAAGGUGCAAGUCAGUGUUUGAUGACCUGGAGGGCGAGGAGAUGAGGCGAGCUCGGACACGCUCCAACCCUUAUGAGACAAUCAGAGGAGGUAUCUUCCUCAACAGAGCAGCUAUGAAAAUGGCGAACAUCGACCACUGCUUCGACUAUAUGUUCACCAACCCAAAGGAUUCACAAGGGAAACCUCUGACAAAGGACCGUGAGGGUGAGCUUCUGUACUUUGGUGAUGUCUGUGCUGGGCCUGGAGGCUUUUCAGAGUACAUACUGUGGAAGAGACGUUGGCAUGCGAAGGGCUUUGGCAUGACACUGAAAGGACCCUGUGACUUCAAGCUGGAAGAUUUCUAUGCAGCGCCGAGUGAGCUGUUUGAGCCAUAUUAUGGUGAGGGAGGGGUGGAUGGAGAUGGCGACAUCACUCGACCAGAAAACAUGACUGCCUUUCGAAACUUUGUCCUGGAGAGUACAGAGAGAAGAGGGCUGCACUUCCUCAUGGCAGAUGGGGGUUUCUCUGUGGAAGGCCAGGAAAACAUCCAGGAGAUCCUGAGCAAACAGCUGCUGCUCUGUCAGUUCCUCACUGCCAUCUCUACACUCAGGACAGGCGGCCAUUUCGUCUGUAAGACUUUUGACCUCUUCACUCCCUUCAGUGUGGGUUUGGUCUACCUGGUCUACCUCUGCUUUGACAGGAUCUCUCUCUUCAAACCUGUCACAAGCAGGCCUGCCAACUCUGAGAGGUACAUAGUGUGCCGUGGUCUGAAGCCUGGUUCAGAUGCUGUCAGGGAAUACAUGUUCAGAGUCAACCUGAAACUGAACCAGCUGAGGAACACAGAUAGAGAUGUUACAGAAGUGGUUCCGCUGAGCAUCAUCAAGGAAGACACCGAUUUCUAUCAGUUUAUGGUCAACUCCAAUGAGAGACUCUGUGUAGUCCAGAUCAAGGCCUUGGCCAAAAUCCACGCCUUCGUCGUAGAACCGACUCUUUCAGAGCCGAAACAAGCCGACAUUAGGAAGGAGUGCCUGAAGCUCUGGGGGGUCCCAGACAAGGCCAGGGUGACUCCUGCUUCCUCAGACCCAAGGUCAAAAUUCUACGAGCUGGUCAAGAAUUCAGAUGUGGAGUCGUUACAGUGCAAGCUCACGCCUCUCAACUCCACCACACUCGAGAAGUUGCGUCAUAUCCUGGACCACAGGUGCAUUGUGGGAGGUGGAGAGCAGAUCUUUCUUCUAGCAUUGGGGAAGUCUCAGAAAUACACGUGGGAUGGGAAGAUGCCUGUGCGCUGGAGGAAACUGGAAAAUUUCAAGCUAGAGCUGCCAAGAGAUACACUUCUAAGUGUGGAGAUCGUCCAAGAGCUGAAGGGCGAGGGAAAAGCUCAGCGUAGAAUCAACGCAGUUCAUGUAAUGGAUGCACUAAUAAUCAACGGCACUGAUGUAAGAGAUCAGCAUUUCAACCAACGGAUCCAGAUGGCUGAGAAGUUUGUGAAGGCGGUAGCCAAACCAAGUAGACCAGACAUGAACCCUAUCAGAGUGAAGGAGGUGUAUAGGCUGGAGGAAAUGGAGAAAAUCUUUGUCAGACUAGAGAUGAAGGUAACAAAGAGUUCAGGAGGAGUCCCUCGUCUGUCUUACACCGGCAGAGAUGACCGACACUUCCUUCCCACAGGCCUCUACAUCAUUAAGACUGUCAAUGAGCCAUGGACGAUGGCAUACAGUAAGAACUCCAAGAUGAAGUUCUUCUAUAAUAAGAUCACCAAGGAAUCCACCUAUGAAAUGCCAACAAACUCUGCUGCUCCCUUUCAUGUCUGCCACUCUGAGCGUCUCUUCUGGGCCUGGGUGGACGGGGUCAUAGUUCACGAUUCUCAGACCCGGGUGGAUCCUGAGAAACUGUCCAAAGACGAUGUUUUGUCCUUCAUCCACCAGAACUACCAGCCCUGAAACUCUCUCCGAGCCCAGAGCUUCACCAGCUACAACCUGAAUACAGAAUGCACUAAAUCAUGGAGGACAUAGAGCCACAGAAAUGUUAUAAUGCAAUUUAUUACUUAAUAUUUUAUUUUGAUAAUUAAAGGAGGGUUAUCAAAAACACUUAACAGCUGAUUGAAAUUAUGUGUUUAUGAAUCCCUGUUUUUAUUGUCCUCUUAAUAUCAAUUGAUAAACUGUUAGACCAUUUCCGAAGGUCCUCUAGUUCCUCCUUAUUAUGUUGCUUAGAGAAAUUGUUAUCAGGUUGUAACUGAGUUCUGGAGCUGAAAGUCUUGUUUGUCUUGUUUGCUGCUAUUUGUAGCAGUGUCAUCUGGAUUCCUCGUAAGCAACGGACACUUUGACAAACCACUCUGUCUUUCUGCCUUUUCCACUGCCCUUGGCUCUAUUAAUUCUAAUGAAUAAGAUUCACCUCAUAGGACAAUAUGAAGACAAAAAGCUGCUGCCAUUGUCUCUACAUUGAAUUGCAUGUCCCCGUAGAUCUAGUUUUUAUGGUUCCUUGUCCAUGCCAUGCUUAUGUGUGUUUGCAUACACCACGUUAAGAAUGAUAGGUAGGGUAACUGCAUCCACAUCUGUAUACACAUACUUCCUUGCCUUGCUCUGCAUCUGCUUUAAACAGAACUGCUCGUCUUUUCAUCUCUGUAGAGACGAGCAUCUGUUCGCCAAGUCUUACACACAGGCUCCUUGUUGUUGCUCCUGCAGAUCUGUAGCUGAUGCCUGAAUACAACAAACACAUUGAUAGUGCUCUAAAUUAUCCUCAGCAUCAUUUCGACUUUCAUAUCACUUAGAGAUGUAGCAUCUUUCUCCCAUUCAUACCUGAUCUGUCAUGGAGUGAGUGUUCAAAAUCUGGAAGGUGUCUUAGUUUUUAGGUUGUUUCUCCCUUGACACCUCUUUGUGAUUGUGCCUAAUAUCGCCUGGACUGUGUGUUUCUUAAAUGCUGCAAAUGAGUUAUUUUUCUCUUGUAAAGUUCGCUAUCAAUCCUUUGAUGUAAAUAAUAAUAUAGUAAAUAAAUGGGAGGUGCUCAACCCAGAACAUACUCUCAAAUGCCUGGUGAAAUUUGAUUUAGGCUAUUGUCUGAGUAAUGACCAUGACAGCUACAGUGGACACAGCAAAGUAUAAACGGCAGCUUUAGAUCUAGAAACCAACCACUGUAUUGGAGUACUACCUGUCCCGGGUUUUGUGCUGGCCAGUUUGCACUGAUUUGAUAAAAUACUACCUUAUUUAUGAAAAUGCACCAUGUGAGCUCAAGUAAAAUACUGAAGAUAUGUUCACAAGUUUACAUAAUAAUGUAGGAUUUAGUUUGUGUUGUACUUCAGAUGUGCAAAUUCCCAAACGAAUCUUUAAAAUAAUCAAAUUACCAAACAGCAACUGACAGACACUGAACCUGGCUUUUGGGGCCCCUGGAGAUCUCUGGGCCAUUUUCCCACUUUGCCCAGUUGGUAAUCCAGCCAUGAUGAUUAUGUCAUUGAUUUAUACGAUCUCAUUUAAACAUUGAUGGAUUCGGCAAGCUGUUCAUAUAGCCAUGGUGUCUUGACCUUAUGCUAAGCUAACCGGCUGCUGAAUAUGUUAGCUCUGCCAGGGAGCGUUUCAACCUUCCCAAAAUGCAGAACUGUUCGUUUGUUCAUUACUGUCUGUUCAUUUUUUAAAUGUGUAAUAACUUGUUGUUGUUACUGAGACUGGUUAAAUCUUUUACAGAUAUUUGCAAUCAUCUUUACAAUAUUUUGUCUUAAAAAUACUCCCUCCAAA